GUGUAGGCCGAUGAGAAAAGGAUGGCACUGAACUGACUACACGGCGUUAUAUUGAGAUCCAUCGAGAUGGAGGAUGCAUGUUCCUCCGAAACGUCGGUUGAUUUCCACGUGGUUAAAUGGCGUUAAAUCAUAGAAGACAGCAUUUAUAAUCUGUGGUUUCGAGAUGACAAUCGACUGAUGCGUGGCUAAAUAGGUGGGGUUUUCCCGGAAAAUGUGCGAGAACGAGAAUGUGACAGUGAAGAGUAUAUUCGUGAUUACGUAGUCAGAAGUUGAAUCACCUAUUGUGACUUAGAGAUUUUAAUCUCGUAUUUAACCAGAUUAUGAAGGUGUUAAGAAAUGGCACAAACACAGAGGGAACAUCAACAUGCUGGGCCACAAACAAGUAUUGCCUUGUAUCCUCAUUGGCAGUUGAUUUUUGAUAAGUAUGAUCAGGACAGUGAUGGGAGAAUAUCAUUGGCAGAGCUGAAGCACAUGAUUCACAGUGAAUCUUUUACGAAAGAUAUCCCACAGCAUGUAGUUCGGCAGAUCCUGAAGCGAGCAGAUGAAGAUGAAAAUGGCUAUAUCGAGUACCCAGAGUUUCUGAAAAUGACCAAACAUAAAGAAAUGCAGGGUGUUUUCGGACGUGCAUUGAAUCGCUAUGUCAGAGCCGCUGUAGUGCAGCAUACAGCGACAGCUGAUGAACCAGAUGAGGCUGGUGAUUAUGAAGGACAGUAUUCUUGUUAUCCACCAACUCUUUGUAUGAUUCUUAUCAGCCUUUUAGAGGUUAUUGCAUUCCUCUGGGAUAUAAUAGAAGAAGGAACAUCAUCUGUCCAUAGUCCUGCCACAACACUGUUUAUAUACAACCCUUUCAAGAGAUACGAGGCAUGGAGAUACCUGACAUACAUGUUUGUUCAUGUUGGCGUGUUCCAUCUGGUGGUUAACCUGGUGGUGCAGAUUAUGUUGGGAAUUCCAUUGGAGAUGGUACAUGGGUGGUGGCGUGUACUGUUGGUGUACCUUGCUGGUGUUGUUGCUGGCUCUCUAGGCACAUCAGUAUCUGAUCCUAGAGUGUACCUGGCUGGUGCAUCAGGUGGUGUCUAUGCAAUUAUAGCAGCUCAUCUUGCAAGUAUAUGUUUGAACUGGGCAGAGAUGCAGUUUGCAGUGUUUCACCUUUUAAUCUUCUUAAUUCUGACUGUGGUAGAUGUUGGUACAGCAGUUUACACAAGAUAUGUUCUGCUUGAAGAAAACCAGAUUGGUUAUGCCGCUCAUUUGGCCGGAGCAGUAGCUGGUCUUCUUGUUGGGAUCAAUGCCCUGCGGAACUUACAAGUUAAAUCUUGGGAAAGAAAAGUUUGGUGGGCCAGUAUUAUAUUGUAUGUAGCUCUCAUGCUUGCAGCCAUCAUCUGGAAUGCUGCAUUCCCAUCAUAUUUCCCCCCUUCCAAAUAAUGCAUGCAUCUCAAACAGAGAGAUCAUUAAAACAUUACAAGUUUUUUGUUUUAUGCCAUGUUGGACAGUUACCAUUCUACUUUCACUGCUGACCUAAACGCUCUGUUACACAAGUCUCUCUCCUACUCUGUAAUGAUGUAACACAUUGUGUGAGCAGUGAAUGAUUAGAAUGGGCAGGUCUUGAAGGAAAGAGCAGUUACAGAGUUAAAAAGAAUUAUGAAAUUGAAAGAUUCCUCAUAACUUCAUGCAUUUAUGGCAUUGUUUGUCAGGUAUUUUUAGUGUGACUGAAGAAGGGCAUGGAAGCUCUCUUGAAUAGUCCCUGUUGAUCCAUCUUGUGACUUAUUUUACUAGUUCUUCACAACCCUGGAAUCUGAGUGUGUUUGGUAUGAAGAGGUCAUACUUAGCUUGUACAUGUCCACAGCAAGAUCAGUGUUUUUUUUGGUUCAGUGUUGCUCCAUUUUAUAAGUGAUGAGAGUAGCCAGAGAAAGCUGCAUUUGUAGAAAAUCAUAUAUUUGUCACAACAGGGUAAAAUGGAAGGAAGAGGAAAGUGUGCUGUCCUUUGUUAAAAAUACUACAGAAAAUCAUCAGCAGUUUAAAAAAAUUCUGAAUUUGUUUUUUGAAAAUAUUUUGGAUUGUAUGGUAUUGUAUGGUAUGGUAUGGUAUGCUUAAACUGACUAAACCAACAGAGCUUUAUUGAGAUCUAUAAAAAGAUAAGAAGAAUAAAAUGCACAACUCUGUGGUUUUAGUCCACAAGUGAACUCAACCGACCGUUUGUCUGUUGCUUGUGUUCAUAGUAUCAUGUGAUUGAGUGACUAUAGAUGGGGUUUGGAUUAUCAGUCUGAUUUAUUGAACUUGUAACUACAAGUAAGGAUUAUGCUCUCAGUGUUCUGCACACUUUGGAGAUCACUGUAGAACACUUAGGCCUUCUCACUCUGUUACAGUCAUCACUAGCUGUUUGGUAGUGGCUUCCCGAACUAUCCCGGCCUCAGCUACCAGAUUCUCACAGUAACAGCUCACAACAACUGAACCUCAGCAGUUCUCUAGCUCACACACUGUGGUCAGUUGGUUAAAUUGCUGUUGUCCUUUGCCAGCACUGUUAUUCAUGGCUUUAGUUUCCUCCAGAUCCAUAACCAAGAUUUUUAUUCUCUCCUAUACACGUGUUUCGAAAUGAGGUUUCCUGUUCAGUGAAGAAGGGGUUUAUUUUUGUGUGUAGGCACUUGGUCUGUUGCACUAUAGUUUCAGCACAAGUAUAUUCGUGCUGUCACAGCUUCCAGGUCACUAUGGACUCUGUGCAUCUUUUGUCAAUGCACUAUACUAAGUAACUUUUAUACAAGGUAUACAGAGGUUUCCUGUCAAUGAAGACUUGUGCAUCAGGUUAUGCCUUAACUUAUGCCUGAAACUGCUGCUAACUUGUCCAGCUCAUAACAUCUUAACAUGGACUGUGUAGAAAACACUGUUCUUCUGUUGCAUGGCAGUUGUUGCCAUGGAAAAAAUGCUUGUUUGCGGAACCGUUACUUAGCAACGGCUGUUGUAUAGUUCCGUAUUUCAUGGUCAUUGUCUAGUAGCAGGUCUGCUUGCCAUAACAUGUAUAUCUGAAAGCAUUAGAUGAGAAAUCUAGCUGAGAUAUAAGUUUAUAUGGUUUGAUGUGAAACUAGGUGAGAAAGUAGAGACCAGUCGCUGUCUGUAGAGAUGUUCAAAGAGGUUAAAUUCUUUUUCUUCAGUAAGCAUGCCUGAACCUUCUUUUCACACGUCAGUAUUCUUCCCGAGAUAAACGUGAGAUUGAUCUUUGUACUGUAAUGUUUAGAUUCAGUUCUUUUCAUUUAAUUGUUCAUAGGUGUCAUUAAGCAUGGAGAAUAUGCACAUACCAUAUUUUUCACAACUUUGCUAUCGGUUUAUUGAAAGAUAUCAUUGGGGAUGAAACCUAACCACUAUCCCCAAUUAAGAAUUCAUAUGAUGCACCACAGUUCCAUUGUUGUUAAAACAAUGAUAUAUUUACUGGCAUAGCAAAUUUUGUGGAUUUAAAGUCUCAGAUUAUUAUUAUUAUACAUACUCCUUGCUGCUGGUGUAGAAAUGCAGCACAGUAGGGACAUACUGAUGAUGAUUAAAAGUGCCUGAUAUUGGCUGUAAUUACUCUAUGUGAUACGCAGAUUUUUAUAGAUAACAUAUAUAAAA
Messenger RNA from Cryptotermes secundus, 3591 nucleotides. It is a transcript of the gene rho-4, whose product is annotated as rhomboid-related protein 2. Bases 337 to 1419 code for a protein of 360 amino acids. Gene Ontology annotation, cellular component: membrane. The transcript is spliced from 8 exons. The record is from RefSeq and is a predicted model, not a curated record. Gene Ontology annotation, molecular function: calcium ion binding; serine-type endopeptidase activity. Lineage: Eukaryota; Metazoa; Arthropoda; Insecta; Blattodea; Kalotermitidae.